Molecule: messenger RNA, 1726 nt
Organism: Xyrauchen texanus (razorback sucker)
Lineage: Eukaryota; Metazoa; Chordata; Actinopteri; Cypriniformes; Catostomidae
Product: C-C chemokine receptor type 5-like
Exons: 2
Coding region: 105-1175 (356 amino acids)
Biological process (GO): immune response; G protein-coupled receptor signaling pathway; chemotaxis
Cellular component (GO): membrane
Molecular function (GO): chemokine receptor activity
Source: RefSeq, a predicted model, not a curated record
UUUUUUCUAGGCAAUCCACAUUGUGGUUGUAUCAGUUCUAUCGUGGCUGCAGAGAGUUUCACACUCAUUUAUUCAGACAUCGCAACAGACCAAAGAAGACAUCAAUGGCUGAGAGUGAUUUUGACUGGGACUAUUUCAACUCUUUUUUUAAUAACUCAAAUGAGACCGUGGAUACAGAAUAUGUCCGAAAUGAACCAGUUGUUUUAUGCGAGAAAAGCGAUGUCAUCCACUUUGGUGCAGCACUUCUCCCGGCAUUCUACUACAUAAAUUUCUUACUCAGCUUGUUAGGGAACGGGCUUGUGCUGUGUAUCAUCUACAGAUAUGAGAAGCUUAGCACAGUCACCAACAUAUUCUUACUCAACCUUGUCAUCUCAGACCUAAUCUUCGCCUCUAGCCUCCCGUUUUGGGCAGUGUACCACAGCUCUCAAUGGAUCUUUGGCAGUACCAUGUGCAAGUUGGUGGGAAGUUUUUAUUCCAUCGGCUUCAACAGCUCCAUCCUUUUCCUUACUCUCAUGACCUUUGACCGUUACCUGGCAGUGGUCCAUGCUGUCACAGCAGCCCAGAGCAGGAGGAGAGCAUAUGCGUUUGCAUCGUCUGCUGUCGUCUGGGUCCUCAGUGUAUUGGCUAGUAUAAAGGAUAUCGUUCUGCAUGACGUGAGAGACAGUCAGGACAAUGGUAUUCUGUGUGAAGUGACUGGUUACUCCCAGAGUGUCCUCAUAAAGUGGGAGCUGUAUGGGUAUUAUCAGCAGUUUCUCCUUUUCUUUUUAAUGCCUCUGGCUAUCGUCAUGUACUGUUAUGUCCGUAUAACCAUCAGAAUCAUGUACACUCGCAUGGCGGAGAAGUGCAGGGCAGUCAAACUCAUCUUUAUCAUCAUCUUCACCUUCUUCAUCUGCUGGACACCUUACAAUGUGGUCAUCUUGCUACAAGCGAUCAAGACAUCCUCUGGAGACCAGUCACAAUGUUCAAAUGCCCUUGACUAUGCCCUAUAUGUGACACGGAACUUUGCGUACCUAUACUGUUGCAUUAGCCCUGUCUUUUAUACAUUUUUGGGCAAGAAAUUUCAAAACCAUUUUCUGAAACUUUUGGCCAAGCGUCUGCCAUGCCUAAAGAUAUCUGUACUGUCAACGCAUAGCAGUAAAAGCACAUCGUUCAGGAGCCCAAACACUGAUUACUGAUGAUUCAUCAAUUAGCGUGACUGUGGAGGCUGUGGUUUAUUUGUAAAGUGACAACUUUAUACUAUUUGUUCUGAAAUGUAUUGCUAAGAGGACACAAAAAGGAACACCUACAUUUUUGUAAAAAAAAAAAAAAAACAUGAAUAUUGCAAUGUAUUUUAGCAUAAAUCAUUAUAUUAAAUAAUUUCUGCAGGUUUAGAAAGAUAAUGUUUUAGAAUAUUUUAUUUUAAGUCCAUUUGUACUUACACAUUCACAAAACUUGCCACACUUUGUUGGUGUCAAAACCAAAAAAGAAAAUACAUAAAAAUAAAAGGCAAUGUAAACUUUAUUUAAAUUAGGUGACCUUAAGUACAGUGAAACUAACAUUUUUAAAAAAAUAUUUUUUUUUAGGUCUCGUAAAAAAAAGAAGAAAAUGAAUAGACUUCCUGUCUUUUCAACACCUAGAGGUAUCCUGUUUACCGAAUUGCAAUUAUGAUGAUCGGAUGUUUAUUUUGAGUCUAACCUCAGUCCCUACAUUGUGGUCUGUUGUCUCCUUUUCUGUAAUAUAUUACAUU